AUGUCCUCUGCUGCCCAAGACGAAUUCAACCAACUCCUCCACAAUUCCAAGGUGAAAUACUCCUCUCACCCCGAAGAUCGUGACCGUGCCUCGAGCCCCUCCGAUACCGAAGAAGACCAAGAAGACCCCUCAGCAAACCCCCUCUCCGACUCCGACGACGAAAACGACACCAUGCGCUCGCGCACAGCAACCUACCACGUCCCCAACACCGUCUUCGACGCCAACACGGGUCCCAAGGGUGUCAUCGCCGACGCCCAGGCCUUCGAGCGCGCCAGGAAACAAUCCCACCGCCGGACACUGGGCGGGCUCGUCUCGGAUGACACCACGCCCUUGAACCACUCCUCCCCGCCAAGGGAUGGGGCCAAGGAUGAGGAUGAGGAGGGAUUCAUGCGCAAGUGGCGGGAGUCGAGGAUGAAUCAGCUGCAGGGUCGGAAUAUGAGACGGUCGAGUCCGAGGAGGAAGAGGUUUGGGGGUGUUGAUACGGUCGAUGCGGCGGGGUAUUUGGAUGCUAUUGAGCAGGUUACGGCUGAUACGGUUGUUGUGGUUUGUGUUUAUGAUCCUGAGUCCAGUGCUAGUGGUAUUGUUGAGGAUUGUCUCAACACUAUUGCCCGCCGGAAUGUCACUACACACUUUGUCAAGCUUCAUCAGGAAAUCGCUGAGAUGGACCACAUCCAAGCUCCGGCUUUGCUGGCCUACCGGGGAGGUGAUGUCUUUGCUACUAUUGUCGAGAUUUUCAGACAAAUUCCCAAAGGUCGUGCCUGCAGUGCAGACAGCCUUGAGGAGUUACUCAAACAGUACGUCCCCCCUACCUUGUGCAUGAUUGACCUAUACUGACUCCAGCAGAUACCGGGUAUUAUAAUGAUACUCUUUAUUUAUGCCACGUUGAUGAGAGCCCUCUCUAGCAAAACGGAGCACAG
Messenger RNA from Aspergillus glaucus CBS 516.65, 917 nucleotides. Its product is annotated as phosducin family protein. Lineage: Eukaryota; Fungi; Ascomycota; Eurotiomycetes; Eurotiales; Aspergillaceae. The coding region runs from base 1 to 834 and encodes 277 amino acids. The record is from RefSeq and is a predicted model, not a curated record. Gene Ontology annotation, biological process: regulation of G protein-coupled receptor signaling pathway. The transcript has 2 exons.